Messenger RNA from Sturnus vulgaris (Common starling), 1595 nucleotides. Its product is annotated as E3 ubiquitin-protein ligase TRIM7-like. NCBI's taxonomy places the organism in Eukaryota, Metazoa, Chordata, Aves, Passeriformes, Sturnidae. The record is from RefSeq and is a predicted model, not a curated record. Gene Ontology annotation, molecular function: zinc ion binding; protein binding.
AUGGCUCAAGAGGUGCUGGCCCUGGGCAAGCAGCUGGCGGCCGAGACCACCUGCCCGCUGUGCCUGGAGUUGUUCAGGCAGCCCGUGCUCACGGCGUGCGGGCACAGCUUCUGCCAGCAGUGCCUGGCAGCCGUGCUGGGGGACCCUCCUCGCCCCGCCGCCUGCCCGCAGUGCCGCUCCCCGGUGCAGCCGGACUCGCUGCGCCCCAGCCUCUCGCUGGGCGCCGUGGCGGAGCUGGCCCGGGCCAUGGAGGGGGUGGCGACCCGGGCGCGGUGUCCCCAGCACGGCUCGCUCAUGGAGCUGUUCUGCGAGCCGUGCGCCGCCCCGCUGUGCGCGCUCUGCUGCUCCGGCCUCCGGCACCGCCCGCACCGCGUCCUCCCCGCCGAGGAGGCCGCCCGGGAGCUGCGGAAUACGCUCCAGAGCAACCUGGUUUUUCUGCAAAAACAGAAGGAAAGACUGAAGCCCAAAGGAGACCAGAAAAGUCGUGAUCUGCUGAUGACGGUGAUGAUGGAGCUGAAGCGUGUGCCCGAGACCUUCAAGGAGCUGCAGGAAUUCCUGAAGGAGCAGGAAGAGAUCCUGGUGGGCCAGCUGGAGCAGGUGUCCCAGGAGCUUGUCAAGAGGAGGUGUGAAUACAGCUCCAGGGUUUUGGAGAGGGAGUGGCUGCUGGACAUGAUGAUUGCACAGAUCAAGGAGAAGCAGGACCAGCCGGUGGUCGAGUUCCUCAUGGAUGUUGGCGAAAUCCUGAGCAGCUGUAAGGCAGCCAGGGCCCCGAUCCCAAAGCCCGUUUCCCCCAAGCUGCAGAGGAGCGUUGAGAGCCUCUCUGAGAUGAGCCAGCGGGUCGUGGACAUGGUGGCCAAAAUCACAGUGAACCUGCGGAGUGAGAUGGACUGGGAAAGGGAGCAGGUGACUCUGGACCCAGAGACGACAAGUCCUUACCUGAUGCUUUCACGGGACCACAAAACCAUCUGGCAUGAAAAUAGAAAACGAAACCUCCCUGACACCUCCAAGAGGUUCACGGGCAGCUUCAGCGCCCUGGGCUCCCAGGGCUUCACGUCUGGGAGGCAUUACUGGGAGGUGGAGGUGGGGAAGGGGGGCGACUGCGCCGUGGGAGUGGCCCUGGAGUCUGUGCCGAGGAAGGAGUCGCUCAGCCUGGCCAUGGAGAAGAUCUGGGCCCUGCGACUGGCCUGGGACGGCCAGUACAGAACAUUCAGCGUGCCCCCUGUCCGCCUGGCAUUCAGGGAAGAGCUGCGGAGAAUCAGAGUCCACCUGGACUAUGAAGCGGGCCGAGUGACCUUCUACAACGCAGAGAACAUGGCACAGAUCUUGCAGCUUGAGGCCACCUUCACUGAGGAAGUCUUGCCGUAUUUUUGGCUCUGGUCUAAAGAAACGCACAUCCGGCUGUGUGACUGACGGAGUCGGAUCCGUCUGUCCUCCCUGCCUGUGCCCUUGGCUAGCUGAGCAGGGAGGAGCUGUGGGAAUGACACAGCAUCACACUGCACACUCCCUGCAGCUCUGCUUGGGCUGGAUGCCCUCUGCCAUUUUCUCUGUCUCCUGCUGCUGAGUCCUGUGGAGCAUUAAAGAAGUGCUGUCCUGCC